AUGCCUUCUGCGGUCAAGAAAAGGAAGGUCGCGGCGCCUUCUUCGAGAAGUGCAGCAACCACCAAGAUUCAACCAUUGAGUUCCUUUACUACGAUUUCCAAAGCAGUCACAAAGGGUGGAGCGAAGUCAAUCAUUGAAAAGAAUAAACAAGCAGAUGUGGCAUCAGUGACAGUGACCAAGUUAGAUAAACCUUCUACAAAUUUAAGAAAGAGAAAGUUGGAUGCAGAGGAGGAAUCGAAUGUUAUUGAGAUAGCAACGACUACGACUACUACGACUGCCAAAGAAGUUGAGACACUUCCAUCAAAAUCGGUCCUCCCGUCGAAAGUCCCACAAACACCGCACAAACUUAUCAAAACGUCCUCGAUCACUACCGAUACCCCAACAAAAGGCGCGCGCACUCUGCUCGAUCGUCUCCUUCUACAAACCCCUAAAAGACCUGUCCAAAAAAGAACUUCUCUUUCGUUACUACGAUCUAUUUCUUCGAAUUCUGGCACGGAGGUUUCGACACUUCCUCUUAAACAUCCACAAACUGGCGCUGAAGGAAAGGAGGAGGAAGCAAGUCAACAAGAGGAUUUUAAGGAAACAUUGCCUACUGAACUCAUCGAUAUUAUCAAUCUUCACGCAGCACUUCUCACAACGCUCACCCUUCACUGCGCUCACAAUGGAUCCAAUGCACCCGCAGAUUUACGGAAUCUCUGUCCGGAUGUUGCCAGAGCAUGGGGAAAACGGAAGGUCAUGCUGGAUGAUGUCCGCCGGGCUCUUGGCGUCCUGAACUCUUAUGUCAAAGUUGACGCAGAAGAUCAAAAGCUUUCUACAAUCACUCUAUCAGAUUAUGGAUCCGGGAAGAUAUGUGUCGAGAUUGAAGAUGGGAAUGGGGGCGGAAAGGGUAACAACUUGAGGCCGAUUGACGAAGAAAGACUAAAUGGAAUAUUCUCGCAAAGAUUAAUAAGUCAGUGGGAAUUGAAAGAGGAGAGUGUCACUAUUGAGGACUUCAUCAAGCAAUUACCAUCGGAGCCAAUCACACCUUGUUCUUCGCUCUCAAAAAUGACGCCCCUCCUCGCCAAGGGUCAACGACGACUGGAAGACAUGAAAGCCGGCAUUGUUGCUAAAAAAGAUCUCAGGAGAAUGAAAUCUUCCCCCGCUCUUAUUCAAGCUGCGACUUCUACAGAUACUUCCUCCCCUCCCUCCACCGAAAAGAAACCUACACUUCUCGAGCGUCUCCGCGCAAAACAACUUGAAAAAUCUCUCCUUCCUCAAGCGCCUUCUCCUGCGCAAGUAGCCCGCAAAUCAGCUUUAUCAAGAAUGGAGGAAGUUGUCAAGGUCCUCAGUAUUUUGAGUACGUCGGGAUCAGCUGGUCAACAAAGAAUCUCUUUCACCAUGCCGACUUUAAUUGGUAAAUUGAAGGAUUCAUUCAAGACUCCAAUAUCGAAAGACGAAGCAAUUGCCGUUGUGAAACUUUUAGCGGUCGAGAUUGCGCCGGAAUGGGUUCAAUUGGUUAAGAUUGGGAAGAUGGAAGCCGUGGUAUUUGAUAGAGAGAAGAGGGUUUUGGAGGAGAGUGUUAAAGAUAGGGUUAAGAAAGCCCAAGCUGCUUGA
Messenger RNA from Botrytis deweyae, 1593 nucleotides. RefSeq lists its product as uncharacterized. The record is from RefSeq and is a predicted model, not a curated record. The transcript has a single exon. NCBI's taxonomy places the organism in Eukaryota, Fungi, Ascomycota, Leotiomycetes, Helotiales, Sclerotiniaceae. Bases 1 to 1593 code for a protein of 530 amino acids.